CAAGGCCUGAGCAGAGCACACAAGAGCUGGCUGGUUGGGGACACAGGUCCAGGCUGCAGCUGUGGGAAUGGCAGUGGGAGAAACUGAGGCAGGAGCUCAAUCUAGAGACUGAUGGUUGAAGCCUGACCUAUCUGGUAGUGUCCUGUCCCCCAGCUGGGUUCACUGCCUGGUUGCUAGGUCUAGGUGACUUCUGACAUAGAACCUAAAAUUCAGGGGCUGCUGGCCUGACUAAGGGGGCUUGACCAGUUUGGUGAGCCCAAGAGAGUAUGGAUGAGCAGGAGAGAGAGCUGGAGGAGGAGGAAGAAGAAGACGAGGAAGGAGGAAGCACUUCAGACACUGCACCCAUGCUGCCCCAAAGGUGUUCUGAUGACCAGACCUCACCACUGGUGUCUGCAGGGGAUGUGAGCCCAGAACCCCUCAGCUUGAGGACCUUGCGGUUAUCUGGGCAGGCCCUGGCUGGCCUGCUCCACCUGCUGCUGCCUGCUGCCAUUUUCCUGCUGGUGUUGCUACCAGCGGCAUCCAUUGUCUACCUGGGAUUCCUGUGCCACUCCAGGGUCCACCCGGCUCCCCUGUCGGCCUGUCGCUCGCUACUCUCAGACAGAGGCUCUGCGGCGCUCAUCGUGUCCGGCUUCCUGUCGCUGCCCCCGCUGCUCGUGCUCGCCUCGGCCGCCCGCGCCCGCCUGGCCGGGCUCCUCCGCCUCCUGCUGCCGCUGCCCAGCUGGAUCCCCGGGCGUCGCCGCUUCCCAGGGUCCGGCGACCCCGAAGGCGAGGAGCAACUCUGCGCCCGGGUGUGAACACCAGAAGCCCCUCCAAAUCCUGAGACACGCCCCCAAGCACCCCACGAACUGUCCCGAACCCGUGAGCAGCCGCCUUGCGCAGCGCUCCGAGUGGCCGCGAGAGAGCGUCCGACUCCCACACGGCCCGGCACCCCCCCCCCCAACCCACCACCCCCACCCCCCGCCUUCUGCCUGCGUACUAGAAGCUGGGAAGCUCCCAGUGAAAAGGGAGACGGGGCCGGACCAGGAGAAAGGCAACCUUCUCAGUUUAGGCCACUGUCCUCACAAAAGGCAGCUCCGGUGGGACCCUCUGUGAGCCAGCGGUCUCGGGCCAUUCAGACUCUGAGGUGGCAAGAUUCUGAAGAGCUGACAUUUUCACACUCGGCCAGACGCCAGGGUUGCAGAAGUUCAGCAGGGGCCAGCAGCUCUCAGUUUGCAGACUUGUCCUGAGGCCAGGUCAGGGCUCAGCCUGGUUACCAGGGUUAGCAUGUGACAGCGGCCAGGGCUCAGCCUGGGAUAUGGGUCAGGGCUCAGCAUCGGACAGGGCUCAGCAUGAGACAAGUGUCAAGGCUCAGCAUGGGACCAGAGUCAGGUGUCCAGCUGGUAUAGGGGUCAGGGCUCAGCAUGGGUUAGGAGUCAUCCUGGGGCAGGGGUCAAGGCUCAGCAUGGGACCAGAGUCAGGUGUCAGCCUGAGAUGGGGGUCAAGGCGCACUCAGCAUGGGGCAAGGUCAGCUUGAGGCCAAGGUCAGGACUCAGCUUGAGACCCCAGUAUAAGCAGUGGCUAAGGGCUCAGUCUAUUCUUUCUGGAUGAUAAGACGACUUUUUGUGAAGGAAAAUAACUUACUUUUUUAUUUGUUAAUGAUAGAAGGGAAAAAUGAUAGAAGGAAAACAUUACUCUGGCAAGUGUAGUGCCAGUGGUCAGACUGGGGACCGGGAGUCCAAGGCUCUGGCCACUGUGCCCCGUCCCUUUGGCACUGGGAGAUUUCUGUCCUGUUUCUCUCAUCCUUAGGUUACAGCUAGUUUCUAGAGCUUUUUUUUUUUUUUAAGACUUUUGACUUUUAAAAAUAUUUAUUUAUUCACUUCCUUUUUAUUGCCCUUGUUUUAUUGUUGUAGUUAUUGUUGUUGUUAUUGAUGUCGUUGUUGUUGGAUAUGACAGAAGAGAGGAGAGGAAGAUAGAGGUGGGAGAGAAAGAUAGACACCUGCAGACCUGCUUCACCACCUGUGAAGUGACUCCCCUGCAGGUGGGGAGCCGGCUACCCCGUCCUUGUGCUUUGCGCCACCUGCGCUUAACCCCCUGCACUACCGCCUGACUCCCUGUUUGAGCUUGUUUAUCUAGUUGGCAUGUGCUUUAUCCUGUUCCUGUGGAUUCAUAUCAGUACUAGUUCUAGAGAACUCAAAACCAUUCCCUGAGCCAGAUAUUAACCAGGCCCUGCCUGGCUUCAGGGAAUGAGCAAGAUCCUGCAUGUUCAGGGUAGUAUGGGUGGAGACUCAACAACUCAAUCCUUUCUUGCCUCAGUUCUGGGCCAACCCUUGCCACAACCAUGACUACAUGUCUGCAUUUCCUCUCCCUCUAGAAUACCUAUUCUCUCCUCGCCUCCACCCCAGUGUUGGGGUUUCACACAUGCUCAAUUUCACUGCUCCCAUGCCAAACUUUUCAUUUUUUUAUUUCAAAUAUAGGGGGAGAGGGAGACCAACCUCAGCAUCAGAGCUUCCCUUGGUUUCACAGUACUGUCAUGUGGUGCCAAGGAUCCAACCUGGGCCUCAUGCAUGGCAGAGCACAUGCUGAACCAGGUAAGCUAUGUUUUGACCCCAGAGAUACCUAUUUAUUUGUUUAUUCUUUUUUCUGCCACUAGAGUUAUUGCUGUAGCUAAAUGCCAGCACUAUCAGUCCUCCACUCUAGGCAGCCAUUUUUCCUUUUUUUUUUUUUUUUUUUUGUGGAUAGGACAGAGAAAUUGAGAGGGAAUUGGGAGAUUAAAAAAAGAGAGAGAGAGAGAGAAGGGGCCAGGCAUUAACACACUGGGUUAAGUACACAUAGUAGGAAGCAUAAGGAUCCCGGUUCAAACCAGCAGCUCCCCACCUUCAGGGGGGUCGCUUCACAAGCAGUGAAGCAGGUCUGCAGGUGUCUUUCUCUUUUCCUUUCUGUCUUGCACUCCUCAAUUCUCUCUGUCCUAUCCAACACAGAUACAAAAUGCAAAAAUGGACACCAGGAGCAGUGGCUUCAUAGUGCAGAUGCUGAGCCCCAGUGAUAACACUAAGGCUAAGAAAAAAAGAAUGAAAAAAAAAUAAAAAGAAUGAAAGAAAAAAAUGGGGGGAGAGAGGGCCGGGUAGUGGCACACCUGGUUGAGCGUGUGUAUUACAAUGCGCAAGGACCCGGGUUCAAGCCCCCGGCCCCCACCUGCAGGGGGAAAGCUUUACAAGUGGUGAAGCAGGGCUGCUAGUGUCUCUCUGUCUCUCUCCCUCUCUAUCACCCCCUCCCUCUUGAUUUCUGUCUGUCUCUAUCCAAUAAAUAAAGAUAAUAGUAAAUUUUUAAAAAGGGGGGGAGAGAGAAAGACACCUGGGGAAUCAGGUGGUGGCGCACCUGGUUGAGUGCACGUGUUACAAUGCACAAGGACCUGGGUUCAAGUCCCUGGUUCCCAUCUGUAGGGGGGAAGCUUUGUGAUUGAUGAAGCAAGUCUGUAGGUCUCUCUCUCCCUCUCUCUUUCUCCCCUCUCUGUCUCCUCCUUCCUCUCAAUUUCUGGCUGUCUCUAUACAAUAAAUAAAUAUAAUUUAAAAAGUAAAAAAAGGGGGGGGGUUGGGUGGUAGCACAGCCGGUUAAGCGCAUGUGGCCCAAAGUGAAAGGACCGGCUUUAUGAUCCUGGUUUGAGCCCCCGACUCCCCACCUGCAGGGGAGUCGCUUCACAGGCGGUGAAGCAGGUCUGCAGGUGUUUAUCUUUCUCUCCCCCUCCCUGUCUUCCCCUCCUCUCUCCAUUUCUCUCUGUCCUAUCCAACAACAAACAACAUCAUCAACAACAACAAUAAUAACCACAACAAGGCUACAACAACAAGUGCAACAAAAGGGAAAAAAAAAAAAAAAGGCCUCCAGGAGCAGUGGAUUCAUGGCGCAGGCACCGAGCCCCAGCAAUAACCCUGGAGGCAAAAAAAAAAAAAAAGGCUCACAGAUCUGCUUUAUUGCUGGUGAAGUGUCCCCCCUGCAGGUAGGGAGCAGGGGCUUGAACCCAAACCUGGACACUUGUGCAUGGUAACAUGUGCACUUAACUCACUGCACCACUGCCUAGCUUCCCCAGGAAUAUUUAUUCACCUGUUCUUCGAAUUUUUCACCCGUUUACUUCCUUGUCAAUGCAACUUUUUUUUUUUUUUUUUGGUGAGCAGAGGGGAGGAUUGCUGGGAUCAAACCUGGGACUUAAUAUGUGGCAAGCAUGUUCUCUACCACUGAACUCCAUUCCCAAUCUCAAUUUUAAUUCAUUAGUUAAUUAAUAAAUUAAUUGUAUUGCUACCAAGUGUAUGUGUAUAUAUAUUUUUGUUUGUUUGUUUGUUUGUUUUUACACAGAGCAUUGCUCAGCUUUGACUUAUAGUGGUGUGAGGCCUAGAACCUAAGACUCUGGAGCCUCAGGCAGGAGCGUGUAACCAUUAUGCUACCUACCUUCUUCCCUGGUUUGUCUUCUAAUUGGUUGGAACUCUUUGGCAGUCUUUCUCGGUGCAUGUUCAGAUUUUGGAUUCCAGCUUUUGUUUCUUAUAUUCUCUCCUUAACCUUUCCAAUUUUUUUUUUUCCUCCAGGGUUAUUGCUGGGCUCGGUGCCUGCACCAUGAAUCCACCACUCCUGGAGGCCAUUUUUCCCCCUUUUUGUUGCCCUAGUUGUUGCAGCCUCGUUGCAGUUAUUAUUGCCAUUGUUGACGUUGCUUUGUUGUUGGAUAGGACAGAGAGAAAUGGAGAGAGGAGGGGAAGACAGAGAGAG
Messenger RNA from Erinaceus europaeus (western European hedgehog), 4728 nucleotides. RefSeq names its product transmembrane protein 88B (gene TMEM278). Gene Ontology annotation, biological process: negative regulation of canonical Wnt signaling pathway. Gene Ontology annotation, cellular component: plasma membrane. The record is from RefSeq and is a predicted model, not a curated record. The coding region runs from base 267 to 794 and encodes 175 amino acids. Gene Ontology annotation, molecular function: PDZ domain binding. Lineage: Eukaryota; Metazoa; Chordata; Mammalia; Eulipotyphla; Erinaceidae. The transcript has 2 exons.